Messenger RNA from Bombyx mandarina (wild silkworm), 828 nucleotides. RefSeq lists its product as uncharacterized. NCBI's taxonomy places the organism in Eukaryota, Metazoa, Arthropoda, Insecta, Lepidoptera, Bombycidae. The record is from RefSeq and is a predicted model, not a curated record. Gene Ontology annotation, molecular function: N-acetyltransferase activity.
AUGGCGAAGACAGCCGAAGCUGAUGUUGAAAAAAUGAAAAUAUUGGAGGAAAGGAUCAAAGCGCCAUCAAUUUGGGGCCGGGUUCCUUGCGGGAUUAGGUUCGAAGAUUUACAGGACAGGAGAUAUGAAGACGCCGUGAAACUGCUGAAGAAACAUUAUCUGCCCGAAGAGGUAACGUACAGAUCAGUUAAAUUAUCCGAAGACAGGGAGGGCACCGAUGAGUUCACACACAAUUUGAGGAUCUGGAUGAAGGAUAAGAUGUCUAUAGCCGCCGUCAAGGAGGGAACGGACCAGCUCGUCGGAAUACUCAUCAUGAGGAUACAAGAGAAAUGUGCAUUUUCGCGUACGUUCAGCCGCAUAAAGAUAACUCACAACGAGCUCUACACAUCAGUAAUGAAAUUUUACAACGAAGUUGAGAAGCCGGUGUGUAUUUACGAAGCGCUCGGCGUGCGGAGAUACUUCAAGAUUUAUAUAGUCGCUUUGAAGAAUCGUUACAGGCACAGAGGUAUAGCAAAAGAACUGAUAAAAGCCGCGAUAGCAUUGAGCGCGAGUGCUAAUGUACCUGCUGUAUCAGGAAUAUUCACAACGGGAAGGCUGCAACAGAUAGCCGAUGAAUUAGGCUUCAAGAAACUAAAUGAAAUUUAUUAUAUCAGAUAUUUGGUUGACAAUCAGAUGGUUUUCUGCGAUACCGGCGAAGGGAAUUAUGGUGCUGCUCUAAUGGUAUACAGGAUACCGGACGUUGAAGAACCCCAAGAGUUACACACUCAGCAUUCAUCCCGAUUUAAUAUCCAACCUAUUGGCGAUGAUGAUGACGAGCAAGAUGAUUAA